This is a messenger RNA of Penicillium daleae, 522 nucleotides long. Its product is annotated as LAMTOR1/MEH1 family protein. Gene Ontology annotation, cellular component: Ragulator complex; late endosome membrane; membrane raft. Gene Ontology annotation, biological process: lysosome organization; positive regulation of MAPK cascade; cellular response to amino acid stimulus. The transcript has 2 exons. The record is from RefSeq and is a predicted model, not a curated record. NCBI's taxonomy places the organism in Eukaryota, Fungi, Ascomycota, Eurotiomycetes, Eurotiales, Aspergillaceae. The coding region runs from base 1 to 522 and encodes 173 amino acids.
AUGUUCAGCGCGCAUUACCUCGGUUUGAUGAGGGAGGCAUGGAAAUCCUGUCGAAGAGAGCACUGUGCUGACAAGUAUUUCUUGAAGCCGGAAUCUUCGCGCCUGUUGGAUGAAGACCCCUAUCAGGCGGGCUACAAUUAUGGCUCGCUUCAUACCCAGCAGGCCAACCAGCCGGAUCCGGAAUAUGUGAGGCGUGAGCGGGAGGCUUUGGAUGCGAUCUGCCAGCGUACUUCAGACUCCGUCAUUGAUAUCUGGUCGCUCCAACCACAACCACACCUCCAGCCCCAAGCCACUCUCCCGGGCCCAAUCUCUGCCUCAAACUCUCCCACCCCGUCUCGCGAGAACGCAGUCCUCACAGUCACUAGCACCGACAAGGACACCAGCCGACCUACCUCAGGCAACACCGCCCCAAAGCACUGGGGCGAGGUGGUAGUCAACGCCAACAAAAAGCGCUCUCGCCAAGACCUCAAGGACAACGGAAAUGCAACCCGCGAUGUCUUUGGUGUUCUCAAGGUCACCUAG